This is a messenger RNA of Xiphophorus maculatus (southern platyfish), 1913 nucleotides long. RefSeq names its product protein phosphatase 1 regulatory subunit 37-like. Gene Ontology annotation, molecular function: protein binding. The record is from RefSeq and is a predicted model, not a curated record. Bases 1 to 1311 code for a protein of 436 amino acids. The transcript is spliced from 11 exons. Lineage: Eukaryota; Metazoa; Chordata; Actinopteri; Cyprinodontiformes; Poeciliidae.
AUGACGCGCUGCAGUGAUAGUGGGGAGGACUGCACAGAGAAUCCAGACAGAAACCAGAAAAAGAGAAAGAAAAGGGGGAAACAUGUGUCGUUCCCUCCUGAUGAACAGAUAGUGUCCGGCUUUGCAGAGGAUGCAGGCAGAACAGGACAGGGAUUGCGUCAGAAUCUCAACAUUUCUUUUAAGAAGCUUCAUGCUGGAAUCCCACAGCUGAACAAGCAGGGUGUGUGUGGAGGAGGCAGCGUUGAAUGUCUGGAUCUCAAAGGUGAGCGAUUAGACCACCGCUCCUGUGAAGCUCUGGAAGUCGUCCUGAAAUCGCUGCACUUUGAUUUCAUCAAUCUGCAGGCAGCGCAACUGGAGGAAAAUGGAGCAUCGUCCUUGCUGGAUAUGAUUUUGUACUAUGAAUCCACAACAUAUCUUGACAUUUCUGACAACGGCAGUAUGGGAACAUCAUCUUGGAGGGCCCUCGCUCAUUUGAUAAAGCAGAGUGUGUGUCUAUCUAGACUGGAUGCUUGUAACGUGUGCCUGGUCGACUACCCGGUUCAGUCUUUAUCUAAAGCUCUGCUGACCAGCCGACUCCAAGUGCUCCACCUGAACAAUGUCCAGCUCAGUGGCUCAUCGCUGUUCACACUAGUUUGCGCCUUGAAGACAAACAGAGCUUUAUUGGAGCUCCAUCUUUCCAGCAACCAGUUGAACAGCUACCAAGAUGCCAUGCAGCUGGGAGAUCUGCUGAGAUACAACAGCACUUUGCAGACGUUGGAGCUCAGUGACAAUGUUUUAGGAGAUGCAGGAUUGGAAGAGUUGUGUGACGGUCUAUCCAGACAGACAAAAGGUUUGAAAGUCUUAAUCCUCAAGAACAACCAGAUCACAGAGAGAGGCAUGAACCACCUGGCCAAGACUCUGCCAGGUCUGAAGAUCCUGGAGGUCCUGGAUUUAGGGGACAAUCACCUGGGGAACGAGGGCAUCCAGGUGAUCAGGGAGCCACUGAUGGUGAACAGUUCGCUGUUGCAUCUCGGCCUUGCCCAGAGCAACAUCACCUGUGAAGGUGCUGUGGCACUGGCCGAGUUCCUUGCUGAGAGUCGUCUUAUUCAGAGGCUGGACCUCCAUCAGAACCGAGUGAAGCUCGGAGGCUUGAUGGCCCUCAGCCUGGCGCUGAGGAUUAAUUGCUCUCUGUCUCAUCUGGGUGUGGAUCCCAUACCCCCACAAGAGCUGGAUGAGUUCCUGUCAGAGACUCAGAAGAGGCUUCAAGCAGAGAUCACCCAGCGCUGCAAAGCCAACGCCAGCCGGCUCCAGAGAGACCCGUCUGAGAGAUGAACAUGGAGUGAUGCUCAUAUCUGAAAUUACAAGAAAGAAUCUAAACAUCUGACUGAAUCGUGCACAUAUACAAAUAAUAACUCCACUAAAAGUAAUGAUAACAUAUUCCUAAUGUUCCCACUGAGCCAUUCAGCACAUAAAGAUAUUACUCGUAUGUGGAUGGGCUGGAAAAGAGGAAUCUGCCCAAUUAUACUUCUCUUUUCUGUGUGAUACAUUCUGGUUCACAUAAUUAUAUUAAAUCAGAUUUAAUAACCAUUGAGCUAAACUGUAGUGUUCCUAAAAUUCAUCAUGAAUGGUCCAGUUGUUCUUCUCCAUAGUUCGGUCUGAAAUGUAAAAAUGCUCAGGGUGAAAUGCAACAUGUUUUUACUGAAAGAUAGCGAAAGGUUAACUGAGAAGGAUUCACUGUUUCUGGGCUUUAUAAAAGUUUGAGUACAUUAAUCUCAAAACAGCUGCAUUGAAACCUAAUAGUGGACUCAAAAUUACUCCUUCCAAUAAUCUGUCCAAUAGGAAAACUGAUGUUACUGAUAGGUUUAUUUGUCAUAACCUGCAAAGAAUCAGCCAGAGACAGAGAUUAGGUUUCUUUUAAUUUCUUUUCUGCAGAA